Molecule: messenger RNA, 1301 nt
Organism: Trichoplusia ni (cabbage looper)
Lineage: Eukaryota; Metazoa; Arthropoda; Insecta; Lepidoptera; Noctuidae
Gene: Tmlh
Product: trimethyllysine dioxygenase, mitochondrial-like
Exons: 8
Coding region: 99-1217 (372 amino acids)
Biological process (GO): carnitine biosynthetic process
Cellular component (GO): mitochondrion
Molecular function (GO): trimethyllysine dioxygenase activity; iron ion binding
Source: RefSeq, a predicted model, not a curated record
AGUGUAUCGAUAAGAUCUGUGAACAAUGAUCACCAUCUCAGUAUUAUACUAAACUUUGCGGUGAAGUGUUCUCUGUUUUAAACCAGGAUUUUUUCGACAUGACGAAAGCAACCAUCGCUGGCGCGCUCGCAGUGGACACAGCCCUCGACGUACUCUUUGGUGAUGGAAACUCAAUCAGAUUUGAGGAUUGUUGGCUAAGGGACCAUUGCAGGUGUUCAUCUUGUUACCACUCAGAUACAUUCCAGAGAGCAAACCAUAUACUAGAAAUUCCAGAUGCAACGAUCCUUAAUAUAGAAAGCAAUGAAACGCAAAUUGAUGUUGAAUGGAGUGACAACCAUAAAUCAACGUACACAGCGGAAUUUUUAUCCAAAUUCGACUACAAAACGUGGAAAGAAAGUAAAAGACUUAAACCUGUAUUAUGGCAUGGAGACAUUUCGGACAAGAUUGCUAAGGUCCAUGUCGAUGAGUUUCUUAAGUCUGUGGAUGGCGCGAAGCACGUCUUCCAGUCACUUCUCGACUACGGCGUCGCAUUGAUUGAAGGGGUAGGGGUAUCAGAAGAAGCUACAGAGGAAGUCUGUAAAGCUCUUGGUGGAGUCCAGCAUACAAUAUUUGGAGGCAUGUGGAAGUUUACCACAAGGGCUGACCACGCCGACACAGCAUAUACGAACUUACCUUUAGCUGCUCAUAAUGACAAUACAUAUUUCACUGAAGCUGCUGGUUUGCAAAUCCUACACUGCUUAGAACACACAAACGGGACGGGUGGUGAAACCAUACUGGUAGACGGGUUCUAUGGAGCGAAUCAACUUAAUAAGGAGUUACCUGAAGACUUCAAGUUCUUGACGACUUUUAAUGUGGAGGCCGAGUAUAUAGAAGAAGGACACCAUCACACGUACUCCGCACCAGUUAUAAGAGUGGACAAUGAUACAGGGGAUUUGGUUCAAAUUAGGUUUAACGUGUACGACCGCGCUGCAAUGGCUUUUCGAAACAGUAACGACUGCCGGUCUUACUAUCGCUCUUUAAGAAGCUUGGCGAAACACUAUGAAAACAUCAGUAACCAAUGGAGGUUUAAAUUAAAACCAGGUACAGUAAUGGCGAUGGAUAACUUCAGAGUGUUACACGGCAGGACUGGCUUCUCUGGCAGUCGCGUGCUCUGUGGCAGCUACGUGGCGCGUUCCGAUUGGCUGGACCGAGCCCGAGCCCUUGCUCUCAUCCAAUGACACGUCUUGAAUUAAUUGACUACGUGCAUUUAAUGUGUUGGAGUGUUCCUAUGUUAUGCUAAUUAAUAAAUGUCUUUUGUUGAA